AUGUCGACGGUGAAAGCGGUGGCAAUCAUCUCCGGCGCAGACAACAUCAAAGGCUACAUCAACUUCAUCCAACAGCCUGCUGGAAGUACCCAUAUCAAAGGAAGGAUUACUGGGCUGAGAACUGGCCUCCAUGGAUUUCACAUCCAUGCUCUCGGGGACACCACCAAUGGCUGCAAUUCCACUGGACCUCAUUUUAACCCAUUACAGAAGGAUCAUGGAUCUCCUUUAGAUGACGAGCGGCAUGCGGGUGACCUGGGAAACAUUGUGGCUGACUCAGAUGAAUUGUGCCCUACCAUUGUUUUCAUAAUUUUCUGUGAACAGAUUCCCUUAACUGGUCAGCAUUCCAUUUUGGGAAGAGCUGUUGUUGUGCAUGCUGAUCCCGAUGAUCUUGGGAAAGGUGGACAUGAACUCAGCAAGACAACUGGCAAUGCAGGUGCAAGAGUUGGAUGUGGUAUCAUUGGGCUUCAGUCGUCUGUUUAG
This is a messenger RNA of Striga hermonthica, 480 nucleotides long. The record is from the annotation of a GenBank genome assembly. Lineage: Eukaryota; Viridiplantae; Streptophyta; Magnoliopsida; Lamiales; Orobanchaceae.